AUGGGGAUAGAGGUGGCUCAGGCGAUACUGUGCUCUCGGUGGGGAGCAGCAAGCGACAAGAAUCUCUCUCAGGAUGGUGAUGUGAUUAUUGGUGGACUUUUUAAUCUGUACUACAUACCUUCAGCAGUAGAGCAGAGUUUUAUGGAGCAGCCACAUUAUGAAUCUUGCACUGGCUUAGAUGUAGAGCCAUUAAAAUAUACACAUGCUAUGGUGUUUGCGGUGGAGGAAAUCAAUCGUAACAGCACCCUGCUACCAGGAGUGAAGCUGGGCUACCGUAUACUCGAUAGCUGUUCCCGAUACCCCUGGGCUCUGCAAGCUGCACUGUCACUGGUCGGAGGAGACACAAACAGCUCAGGUGAUCAGGCUGUUCCUUUGCUCAUUGCUGCUGCUUCAUCUACAACAGCCAUAAUGCAGUCCAGGAUCUUGGGGCCUCUCUCUGUGCCAGUUAUCAGCUACUUGGCCAGCUCCCCCAGUCUUAGUGACAGGACAAAGUUUCCCAACUUCUUCAGAACAAUUCCCAGUGAUAUUUACCAGGCUCGGGCCAUGGCACAACUGGCCAUACGGUUCAGCUGGACUUGGACAGGAGCAGUGGUUGAAAACAAUGAUUAUGGUCAACUGGCAAUACAGGUAUUUCGGGAAGAGAUUAAGGAGAAAGGUGUUUGUCUGGAAUUCAUAGAGACUGUCCACAGAGAAACUAUUGACAGUGAUGCCAGACGUACAGCACUCACAAUUCAAGCUUCUACUGCGAGGGUGAUUCUGAUCUUUUGCUGGUAUACAGAUGUAAAGAAAGUAUUUCUGGAACUGGCCAAGAUAAAUGUGACUGACAGACAGUUUCUGGCCAGUGAGGCUUGGAGCACCAGUGAUGAUCUUCUCCAAGAUCUUGCAAUCUCAAAAGUGGCAAGUGGUGUUCUUGGUGUGGCCAUUCAAAGCUCAAAAAUACCUGGAUUUGAAAAGUAUCUCAGAGGUUUGGACCCAGUUCAUCAUCCGGAUGAUGAAUUUUUACGAGACCUCUGGGCAAAGGAGUUUGGUGGGACAGAGUCCCUUCAGGGGUUGCAGCAUCCCUUUACUGACACCUCUCAGCUCAGGGUGGCAUAUAAUGUCUACCUUGCUGUUUAUGCUGCAGCCCACGCCCUUCACAGCCUUCUCUCCUGCCCUGAUGGAGACAGAAAUCCUGAAAACAACAGCUUCACUUGUUCCUCUCCCAGACACAUCAGACCCAAAGAUCUGUUGCAGCACUUGAACAAAGUGAACGUCACCACACCACAAGGGGAAACGUUUCAUUUCCAAGGAGCUGAUAUUCCAGCAAAGUAUGACCUGGUGAACUGGCAGAAGAAGACUGAUGGGUCACUUCAACUUGUUUUGAUUGGUCAUGUGGACGGGUUUGACCUUCACCUCAAUGAGUCGGCUAUUGAGUGGAGCACAGGAUCCAAUCAGGUGCCUGUUUCAGUGUGCAGUGAGAGCUGUCCUCCUGGUACUCGAAAGGCCAGCAGGAAAGGAGAACCUCUCUGCUGCUUUGACUGUAUCCCAUGUGCUGAAGGGGAGAUUAGUAAUAAAACUGGUUCUCUUCACUGUGAACGUUGUCCCCCUGAGUUCUGGUCCAAUGCUGAACAAACUGCCUGUGUCCCUCGUCAGCUGGAUUUCCUUUCUUUUAAUGAAACUUUGGGCAUCACUCUGACUACAGCAGCUGUGUCUGGUGCUGCUGUGACAACAGCUGUGUUUGUGGUGUUUCUUUACUAUCGUCAGACACCUAUGGUUCGAGCCAACAAUUCAGAUCUGAGCUUCCUGCUUCUUCUGUCGUUGAAGCUGUGCUUCCUGUGCUCACUGGUGUUCAUUGGUCGUCCAUCAGUCUGGUCCUGUCGGUUCCAGCAGGCAGCUUUUGGGAUCAGCUUUGUACUUUGUGUUUCCUGCCUCCUGGUCAAAACCCUCGUAGUUCUUGCUGUUUUCCGCUCAGCUCGGCCUGGUGCAGGAGCUUUUAUUAAGUGGUUUGGUCCGGGCCAACAGAGAGGAAGUGUCUGCUUCUUUACUUGCAUACAGGUCAUCAUCUGUGCCACAUGGUUGUCCCUCAGUCCCCCGGUGCCCCAACGUGAUCUGGGUUUCCAAGGGUCAAAGGUCACUCUGGAGUGUGCCAUGGCCUCUGUGGUGGGCUUCUCUCUGGUUCUGGGCUACAUUGGCCUGCUGGCCUGCACCUGCCUCCUCUUGGCCUUUCUUGCUCGGAAACUCCCAGACAACUUCAAUGAGGCCAAACUGAUCACCUUCAGCAUGUUGAUAUUCUGUGCUGUCUGGGUGGCCUUUGUUCCUGCUUACGUUAGCUCUCCUGGGAAGUAUGUUGUCGCUGUGGAAAUCUUUGCUAUCCUGGCUUCCAGCUAUGGUUUACUGCUCUGCAUUUUUGCCCCCAAAUGUUUCAUCAUUCUUUUGAGGCCAGACAGAAACACCAAGAAAUACUUGAUGGACAGAUAGUUUUUCUGGCUUGAAUAUCAGCAUAAUUGCUUUUAAUCACAUUUUUCUGGUGCCACCCUCCCAACUUGCCACAGUCUGCUGUCAUAUAUAUUUUUCUGAGUAUGUGUUUUACUGGGUGGCACAGUGGUUAGUACUGUCGCCUC
Scatophagus argus is the source of this 2600-nucleotide messenger RNA. RefSeq names its product extracellular calcium-sensing receptor-like. Gene Ontology annotation, biological process: G protein-coupled receptor signaling pathway. The record is from RefSeq and is a predicted model, not a curated record. The transcript is spliced from 12 exons. Gene Ontology annotation, molecular function: G protein-coupled receptor activity. NCBI's taxonomy places the organism in Eukaryota, Metazoa, Chordata, Actinopteri, Scatophagidae. Gene Ontology annotation, cellular component: membrane. The coding region runs from base 1 to 2457 and encodes 818 amino acids.